GCAUUGAUUUUAAAGUGAAGCCAGUAACAUUUAAUGAUACAAGAGUGAAACUUCAAAUAUGGGAUACAGCUGGCCAGGAACGAUUCCAUACACUUAGUACUAGCUAUUUUCGUGGUGCACAAGGCUUUGUUCUUGUUUAUGACAUCACAAAUCUGGACAGUUUUCAAAGUAUAACAGGCUGGAUGAAAGACAUACAUGAGAAAGCAGGUGAUGAAGUGGACGUAAUACUGUUGGGCAACAAGUGUGAUAAGGAGUCAGAACGUGUAGUUCCAAAACAGAAAGGAGAAAAGCUUGCCUGGGAACAUGGAAUACCCUUUUUUGAAACCAGCGCUAAAGAUAAUGUGAACAUUGAGGAUGCAUUCUCAGUCUUGACUAAGGAAAUACUGGAAAAGGUUUCUGCAGAAUAUGCACACUGUGAGGAUGCUGCAUGCUGA
Messenger RNA from Balearica regulorum gibbericeps (East African grey crowned-crane), 434 nucleotides. Lineage: Eukaryota; Metazoa; Chordata; Aves; Gruiformes; Gruidae. The record is from RefSeq and is a predicted model, not a curated record.